ACAUUUUCUAUGUUUCUAUCUUUCUAUCAACAUAGCCGAAUUUUCCUAAACGUCAAAAAAUUGGUGUUCUUCGUGAAAACAUAAAAUAAAUUGAAAAUGUGGCUAAAAUUACUAUGUGGCUCUUAUAUUUUGGGCAUGUUACUACUGUCUGAGGUAUCAGGACGAAAGCAUCAUCUGGAAAUAAAGAAUGAUUUUCGACGCUACAUUGCGCUGAGUACCUUUGGAUUCUACCAGGGUGGCAUAUUGGAUGUGAAAUUCUCGAAUUUCUAUUACAACACAGAAAAGAGCGAUGGUGGCUUGCAGUUUGGCUUAUCACUGGAUAAAACCCUAUCAGAUGCUAUGAACCCGUAUUUGGAUACGCAUCAAGCAAAAUGCAUCUUGGAUGAACCAGCAUCGGUGCAGAAGAGAGGUCCUAUUGUUUUCUUCAGGAUGGAUUUGGAGAAGGAUACGGUACAUAUUGAUUGUUCCCGAGACUGGCCACCUACUGCCAUCAUCUACAAGAACAGGGCAGACAUACCCGUGAUGCGCGCAAAGAGAAAUAGCCUGGCAAAAGUGAGUGACUCAUCCAUCUUUAUGCAGAGACGUCGUAGAGCAGCCACGGAGGUGGAAGAUAAUGCUCGCGGGCUGAAGUGUAAUCAGCAAGUGCUUCCUCUCAAUGUAACAAUGCAAGAUGGCAUUAAACAUUAUUCCCUGAACUUUGUUCUCUAUGUGGCUACAAAGGAAGAUGAAGGUCUCUACAACUUAUAUUUCCACAGUUGCCCCAAUUAUGCUUAUCCACCACCGUAUUCUCUAAAUUUCAAUGUUGAUAUUGAAGAAAAUAACAGUGGGAAUUAUCUAUCAGCUGGUGAAAUGCCUCUUCCAGCCCUCUACUUCAUGAUGGCUGUCCUCUUCUUUCUCUCGGGACUUUUUUGGGUGUUUAUCCUUCAGAAGAGCAAACAUCCCGUAUUUAAGAUUCACUAUCUUAUGGCUGUUUUGGUAUUCCUCAAAUCCAUUUCUCUCUUCUUCCACGCCAUCAAUUACCACUUUAUUGAGAUUAAGGGUGAGCAUGUUGCAGCAUGGGCCAUUCUUUUCUACAUCACUCAUCUCUUAAAAGGAGCCGUUCUGUUCAUUACGAUUGUCCUCAUUGGCACAGGGUGGACAUUUAUCAAGCACAUCCUUGCUGAUAAGGAUAAAAAAUUAUUUAUGAUUGUUAUACCACUUCAAGUUUUGGCGAAUGUCGCAGCAAUUAUUAUGGAAGAGAGUGAAGUUGGUGAUAAGGAGCAUACAACGUGGCGGGAUAUUUUCAUCCUUGUUGAUUUGAUAUGCUGCGGAGCAAUUCUCUUCCCUGUUGUGUGGUCCAUACGGCACCUACAGGAAGCAUCGGCAACUGAUGGCAAAGCCGCAACGAAUUUGAGAAAGCUCAAACUCUUCCGACAAUUCUACAUUAUGAUUGUAUGCUAUAUCUACUUCACACGAAUUAUUGUCUAUCUCCUUAAAAUAACUGUAGCCUUUCAAUAUGCAUGGAUAUAUGAGAUGUUCCGGGAAAUGGCCAAUUAUACAUUUUUUGUCCUGACAGCAUAUAAAUUCCGGCCAGCAUCGCAACAUCCGUAUUUCACUGUCAGCAAUACCGAUGAUGAGGAUGAUGCCAAUGAAGUAUUGACAGAUUCGGGUUUCACGGAGGGCUUAACUAAAGUCACCAAUCGUUCAAUGCCCAGUACAACUGUUGUUGAUGGCAACGAAGAAGAGCGUGAAACAUUAAUAAGUAAACGUGAAUCGAGCCAUGAAUACGACUGAAUCGUUGAGAAAAUCGUGUUCAAUUUAUUGAUUUAGCCUCAAACGAACAGGCAACAAAAAAGCGUCUCAUCUUCAUUCACCUUACUUUGCUCUUGUGGUCUAUUUUGUAGGUAGAAGAAAACCCAUGUGUAUAGUAUAUAUAAUAAUAAACUAAUUGUGAAUAUUACAUUCAUAAAGGAGUUUAUGCACUGACCAUGUAUAAACUUCCUCAAUCGCAGAACAAUUUUGUUAAAUUCCAUUUUGUAGAGAAUAAAAAAAAUAUUAAAAAAUCAAGAAAGAAAUUCCCCAAUUUCCACUGGAAUCAGAGAGAAAAAGGGCAAAUAAAAAUUGCCAAAGAAUUGUAGUAUUGCGACGUCAUUUGCAGAAGAAGACGCCAUUUUAGGUUUUUGUCCCUCUAAAAAAUUUUCAAAACUUUUUUUUGUAGACUUUUCGUGCAUUAUCCGCUGUGUUUUUUUUUCAUUUUAAUAAAUAAUAAAUAAUCAUAUUUUCAAAUUAAAUUUGGAUAAUUAAUUUUUUUGUAAUAAAUGUUUAUUAUUAAUUUGAAAAUGAAAUAACCUCUGCGGAAAAUGCGCGACAAGUCUACAAAAAAUGUUGAAAUAUUUUUUAGAGGGAAAAAAACUGCAAAUGGCGACUUAAUGGUUAACAUUUUUUUUGGCAAUUCUUUUCUGCCUCUUUCUAUCUGAUCUCAGUAGAAAUUGGAGCUCCUCUCUCUCAAUUUUGCAAUGUUUUUUUUUAUUCUUUACAAGAUGAAAUUUGUUAAAAUUGUUUUGUGAAUGUGGAAGUUUUUACAUGGCCAGUGCAUGAACUCCUUUCAAUUUAAUAUGCAUAUUACUUAUUAGAAGUUAAAUAAUGUAUCUCCUCAGCUCUUGUAAUUAAGUCUUUUACGAAAAAAAAUAUACAUAUAUUUUACAACUUUAUGGAUACACCGCUCUUUUUAGUGGAGCUUUAUGUAUAAAUUAAUAUUGCAAAUUAUUAAAUAAACUUUAACGGCAAAAAAAGUGUUAAAUCAAAUACCAAAAUGUUGAAAAAAAAAUUAAUUUAGAAAUUAAACUAACUUUCUACUUUUAUUUUUUUCUCUAAAAAAAAAGAGAAAAUAAGAUUAUAAAUAAUAUUAUGUAUGGAUAAAGUAGGAAGACCAAGAAAUGGCACUGAGAUGUACUUUGUUACAGCACAGUCUAUGCAAGCUCAGGGUAAUUGAGUCCUAAAUGCAUCUAGUGCCAGAGUCUUCUCGAUACUAAAUAACAUCUGUUUGUAGGCUUAAUUUUUUUUUUUGAAAUCUGUAUACAUUCUAAUACUUUUUCUUUCUAAAUUUUAUUUCUAUUUCAUAUUAAAAAAAAAUAUUUUGUAGAAUUUUUUCUUUUACCAACAAACAUUCUUUGGACGAAAGUACGUUUUAUUCAAACGGAUAAGGCGAAGAAAAAAAGUUAAAAACUUUCUCAAAAUGUCUGCAAUGCAAAAAACUGUGUCAAUAUCUUUUUGCAUAAUUCAAAUAUUAAAAAAAAGAAAGUUUUAAAUAAUAAAAUCAGUGUAAUUGACUGCAAAUCUUAAGUAUAAAUUCAAUGUGAUUUUAAAACUAAUUUAUAGUGAAAAUUUUCAAACUAUUAUGAUAUAACUACCUAUAAUAUAUAUAGGAUUGUUGGUAGCAAUUAAGAGAGAUGGGUAAAAAAAAUAGAGAGAGAGGAAAAAAUAAUGUAUAAAUACCUAAAAUUGCGAAAUAAAGGCAAGUUAAUUUUUGCAUAA
Messenger RNA from Lutzomyia longipalpis, 3513 nucleotides. Its product is annotated as protein GPR107. The transcript is spliced from 11 exons. The record is from RefSeq and is a predicted model, not a curated record. NCBI's taxonomy places the organism in Eukaryota, Metazoa, Arthropoda, Insecta, Diptera, Psychodidae. Gene Ontology annotation, biological process: transport. Gene Ontology annotation, cellular component: membrane; Golgi apparatus. The coding region runs from base 97 to 1773 and encodes 558 amino acids.